Molecule: messenger RNA, 2596 nt
Organism: Daphnia magna
Lineage: Eukaryota; Metazoa; Arthropoda; Branchiopoda; Diplostraca; Daphniidae
Source: RefSeq, a predicted model, not a curated record
AAGUUCAUCACAUGGCGCAGAUGGUAAUUGGUUCAAUGUUAGUACAUUUAUCGUGACAAUUUAUUGGUGAAUUUCCCGACCAGAGUGAUUGUGUAUUGCAGCUUAUGUGACGUCACGACAGUAUCGUUUUUGACCGCAUGGCUGCGCACGGCACUACCCAGUUGACUCUUGACGCCUGUUUGGCCUAACAUUUUGCCAGGUUCUAACUCGUUGUCAUCAAAAGGCAUCUGACAUUUAAUUAUUGAUUGGAGGUGAAAUUCUCGCUCUAUCGGUCCUUUUCAUGAUAGCGAUCGUGAUUUAUGGGAAAUUGAGCUGGUUUUUUGUUAUUGUUUUUGGAAAUUUUUUUCGCCAUACUCUAGUCGGUCCUUGUCAUGGUAGCAAUCGUGAUUGAUGGGCCACUGAGCGGUGUAUUUUGAGUUUUUGUCCUUUUGAGUAUUUGUCGGCAACAAUUUUUUUGAAUGUCGGACGAUUCGGCAAAAACCAUUUCGGCAAAUUGCCGAAAACCAUUUCGGCAAAGUUGCCGAAUUGUCACCUAUGAAAUUACCGAUUCGGCAAAAGUCGAUUCGGCAACUGUGCCUACUACUUAGUCUACCUUAUUCUAACGUCAAGUGAAGUUGAUUGUGAUUCUUAUUAAGCCCUUAUCUCUGAAAUGGGUGAUGACAAAAUUUGCGUUAUUUGCAAUGAUGGAUUUACUGGUAGAAUCAUUCAGUAUGUUUCGUGUGUGGAAUGCAAGGGUCCUGUUCAUCUUUCCUGCAUUCCUGGUAACAAACGGGGAAAAGUUCUUUCAAAAGCAACUUAUGUACUUAUGAACAAGAACAACGAGACUUUUGACUUUCAGUGUGCAAAAUGCCCUACUGUUGUGCCUCAAGUCGAACUCAUGGCUCAGGCCGCACAAGUGGUGAAAAAUGCGCGAACAUUCAAACUUACUUUAGGGCCGUUACACUCAAGCCCAAAUAAAAACCUCCAUGCACGACCAACUACGCAUUCUACUGACGUCAUACCAUUUACUCCAAUCCUUGGAAUGGAUGGAAUUUGCCUUCCUAUGAUAACGCCUCAGAUUGAAUUAGCCAAUGCAUUGGCAGGGCUUCCGAUUAUAUCAACAAGUUCUGCUGCUGAUGGCUAUUCAGAAAAAAAUGCGUCAAGUGCUCCUCAUGAUAUCCAGAUGAUAUCAAUAAGUUCUGCUGCUGAUGGCAACUCAGAAAUAAAUGCGUUAAGUGCUCAUAUGGAAAAGACUAGCUUCUUUGCCAGGCCUGUUGCUACUCAGGAAUCGAGUCUGCCGUCCUUGCCUGUUCAGGAACGAUCAAGAUCAGGUGAUCGAUCUCACAGAGGAAAUGGUUUACGAAAAUGGCACAUUGAGCCAGCAGCAGGCAAAAGACUACGCCCUAUGCUGAUCGACGACACUGAUCGUGGUCUCGGAAUUCGCAACACGAAAAAAAAUGGAACUGUCAUGUGGCGCUGCAACUACCGGCCAAAUAAAAAUCCUUGUCGUGGACUAGUUUCCCUUGGAGAUAAAUUUGCGGAGCAUCACCCGCAUUCGUGCAAGGCAAAGUCCCACCAUAAAGUCAACAUGGUUCUUGCUGCCGAAGCCAAAAAGUAUGCCUUAUCUCAUAUUAACGAACCUGCCCUAAAAGUCGUUGAGCCCAUGGUUGUUAAGGCCCUUGAUGAUAACCCAAAUUGGAACCCAAUUAACCCCACAACGUUAGCUAGGGCUGUAAAUCGGGUAAAAGCAAAGCUCACUGCUGAAAACCCAACUGAUCUUUUUUUUCAAAUCAAAAUGGACUUAAUGUCCACUUCGUUUUUUAAAGGAGAAGUUGUAGUUGGUUCUAAACGUCAUUUAAUUUUCAUGACUGACGAACAACUAGCGCUUUUGAAAACUGCCGUUCGAUGGUAUGCCGACGGAACCUUUAAAAUCAUAAACUUCCCUUUCACUCAACUAUUUUCCCUCCAUGGGUUUCUAAAAAAGAAUGGGCAGUUAAAGCAGGUUCCACUUUGUUUUGUGUUUAUGUCGGGAAGGACUCAAAGAGAUUACCGCAAGGUUUUCGAAAAGAUUCUGGAAUUGUUGGGUGGUGAAUGUGCUGUGAAGGAGUUUGUUACAGACUUUGAACAAAAAUUAAUUACCCGAAACCCACACAGCUAGCGCCACUGGCCUUACAACGGCAUUUUAAACAAUUUUGCCGAAUUGGCUUUUUACCGAAUUGGUAUGUACGAUUCGGAAAAAAAACAAAGUCAACCAAUUCGGCAAAAACCAAUUCGGCAAACGUCAAAUUUGCCGAAUCGUCCGUAUACCGCCUCUGUCAACAGUGUGUACAAGUUCAAAGGCUAUGGAUCCGGUAAGCAAUGACCCUUUGUCAGCUUUCAUGGAAGAGGAUCAGUCUAUGUCCCCCCAGCCUCUCAUCAUAGAUGAGUCGCAGGCUGAAGUGGGUGAGACAAAUGUUGCUGUCCGAGCAGCCACUGAUGAACAAGUAAUUGCUGCUGGCACGACUCAGGAAAUUGUGCAUUCUUUUUCAUUUGUUAAAUACAUAAAUUUUUAAAAUUUGUUAACCCCUAUUUAGGAAUGGAAAAUGACUGCGGAGAACCUUGCAGAGGAGAACUGUAC